AAAUGUUCCAAAAUUGAAUCCUGGAAUUCGUUUGCCUAAUCCACGGUUCCGUGGUUCUUGACCUCAUCCGCCCAAGCUCCAGCCACCCGUCCCAAGCUCUCCACCUGUGCAGAUCAUCCCAAGCUCCACCACCACCGUUAUCAAACCCCACGAAUUAAACUCCACAGAUUACAACUCCAGUAUAUACACUUUGUCUCUCUUUGACCGCGAAUUAAGACUUCCAUAUCCAAGCGCGAUUGGCGCACACAACCCCCAAACAUGAGCUACGCCUACAUCAUCUCAAAACGCCUCGACCCCGUCUUCGCCCUCGCCAUCGGUGCCGGCGCCGCCGCUGCCCGGAUAAGUCGCGAAGAGAAAGAGAAGGGCCGGAACGCUGCACAGACAGUAGAUGUGUUGAGGCGGAGAGUCGGGUUGGCGUGGGAGAAGAUUGGGGCGAAGUGGGAGGGAAAGGCCUGA
Molecule: messenger RNA, 456 nt
Organism: Mytilinidion resinicola
Lineage: Eukaryota; Fungi; Ascomycota; Dothideomycetes; Mytilinidiales; Mytilinidiaceae
Exons: 2
Coding region: 259-456 (65 amino acids)
Biological process (GO): protein secretion
Source: RefSeq, a predicted model, not a curated record